AGUCUGAAAUCUCUUCUAUUCAGUCAUGUCGGUUUAUAUUGACACAAGGAAGUAAAAAAGAAUUCAAGACACCGAAAAGAGUGGUCGACCUUUUCCAUAAAAUGGAGUCAAGAAGAUACCCAAGUCGCAAAGCCUCAACCUUUUUUAUUUUUGUUGGGUGCCACAAAAUGUGGGUCGCAAGCUGCACAGCCUCCGGACACGUGUCUCCUCCUCUACCCAAUAUCUCCCAGCCGUUACCGCCGUUACCCAAACCGGCGAAACAUCUCUCCGCCGUCAAAAAUCCGCCCAUCGGCGUCAGAUUGGGCAGGAGAUACGUGAACCUCUCCGUUCUCACGCUUCUGUUCAAUGGGUUAUGGCCGGAGAGGGCGAAAUCCGUGGAAGAUGAUGCGUCAGGAUCCGGAGAGCUUCAGAGGUACACUGAUUCUCGGGAGGGUUUCACUCUUCUCGUGCCAUCUUCUUGGAUUAAGGUGGAGAAAACAGGGGCGACGGUUCUAUUCGAACAAGCAGACAAAGGGAGAAACAAUGUCGGGGUUGUAGUGAAUCCUGUUCGUAUAAAGAGCCUUGCAGAAUUCGGUCCUCCUCAGUUUGUCGUCGAUAAACUCAUCCAAGCUGAAAAGCGGAAGGAGAGCACAAAGGAUGCAGAAGUCGUAUCAGUAGCGGAGAGGACGGGCAAAAGAGGAUUACCAGUAUACGAAUUCGAAUACAAACUCGAUAGCACGCGGGGUGGAAUGAAGAUGAUAUUUUCCGCUGCAUUUGUCAACUCCAAUAAGCUUUAUCUGUUGAACAUCUCGCAUUCAGACCAGCCAGAUAGUCCUCUUGAUUCGCGGACAAGAACUAUGUUGGAACAAAUUCUUCACUCCUUUGAUGCUGUCCCUUUGACAUAAACACAGAAGAAAAUUGAUGGUCAUUAACGGAGCUCGAGACUCUGUUACGGGCAAACCAUUGCUACUGUGUUUUGCCUCUCCAUUUGCUAGUUGUUUGGUAAA
This is a messenger RNA of Tarenaya hassleriana, 986 nucleotides long. Its product is annotated as psbP domain-containing protein 2, chloroplastic. NCBI's taxonomy places the organism in Eukaryota, Viridiplantae, Streptophyta, Magnoliopsida, Brassicales, Cleomaceae. Gene Ontology annotation, cellular component: photosystem II oxygen evolving complex; photosystem II; extrinsic component of membrane. The record is from RefSeq and is a predicted model, not a curated record. The transcript is spliced from 4 exons. Gene Ontology annotation, biological process: photosynthesis. Bases 102 to 884 code for a protein of 260 amino acids. Gene Ontology annotation, molecular function: calcium ion binding.